CGGCACACAUCAGUCGUCGGUGGGAGUUCGAAUACAUACGUCAGCAGAUAAGACGUGCUCAGUCGCUGGAGUGGGACUGAAAAAUGUAUACCCAAGUGGAAAAACUGGAGAAGAAGUAAGGAAAAAUGUAAUCCAUUGCAAGCUUUGCAAGAACACUGAGAAACCCCAAAAGAGGAAGGUGCCAGUGCCAGUGGCAGUACCAGUACCAGUGCCAGUGCCAGCCGGAAGCCCCGAACAAAGGCAGACCAGACCCACUUACAGCACAAGUGAGUGGAACCCAGUGGAACCAGCGGCAGCAACCCCCAAAACAGACAACAACCCACCAACCCCAACCACAACCACAACCCCCUAUAUGAUUAUCGUACUGUUGUUGCUGUUCCAAUCGCUCUGCCUCUACUGCCAACGUCUGGUGCUGCACAUCCACGACCGAUGUUUCCCCCGCAACGUACGCCUCUUGCAGGAGGUGGCCGAAACGGUCGGCGAUCGUAAAGCACAACAGCAUCUAGAGCAGCAGCAGCUGGAGCAGACCAAGCGCCGCCAGAAACGCCGCAUCCUCGAGCCCAUUCUUCCCCUCGGAGCUGGCGUCAACUCCGAAGCCUGUCGCUUCUGUGCACACAGCCCGCAGGGCUACUGCCGUCAUCACUUCCACUUGCAGGAGCUGAAGCUCCACCAGCAGCGGCAGUCGUCCCGCAUCGGCGGGGACCAGGACUACAAGCAGCUGCGUCGCAUCAAGCGCGAGCUAAAGCAGAGUCUGGGACAACGGCAGCCACAGCUGAGAAGCUAUCGACCACUGCUGUCCGGCAGUCCCAGCUGCAGCUCCCUGAGCAGUGGUUACGGUUCGCUCAGCACCUGCAGCACCUACGCCGACGAGGAGGAGGAGGAGGAGGAGUACGACGAGUCAGUCGAGGUCGAGGAGCCAGGUAACCUGGUAACUACUCACUUGUAGCCC
Drosophila obscura is the source of this 949-nucleotide messenger RNA. RefSeq lists its product as uncharacterized. Bases 353 to 946 code for a protein of 197 amino acids. NCBI's taxonomy places the organism in Eukaryota, Metazoa, Arthropoda, Insecta, Diptera, Drosophilidae. The transcript has a single exon. The record is from RefSeq and is a predicted model, not a curated record.